UUGAGUUUCUCUCCAUGGUAUUCUUAGAAUGCAAGAAAAGUUGGGAGAAUGUGAUCAAUUAAACUUUCUUUCAAAAAAGAAAAUCAAAAGAAAAAGAAAAACCGCCAAACUUCCUUCAUUCUGUUUUCACCAUCCCUCCCUCGGCAAUUAGAAAAGUAGUCCAUAGUUGAAAUCCGUAACCGCCCAAAAAUGGCAUUGCAUUCCCGUAUCAGUGUCAUCCUAAUCAUCUUCAUACUGUUUUGCUUCCUCGUGUUCCUGGUCAGCGGAAUUCAAAUAAUCUCCAAAUCGAAACUCGAGAAGUGCGAGAAGAACUCAGACUCCAAAAAUCUCAAUUGUACCACCAAAAUCGUAGUGAACAUGGCUGUUCCCAGUGGCUCGAGUGGAGGAGAGGCGUCGAUUGUUGCGGAAUUGGUGGAAGUGGAGGAAAAUUCAACCAGGAAAAUGCAGACAUUGCGGAUUCCACCCGUGAUAACGAUCAAUAAAACUUCUGCGUAUGCGUUGUAUGAGUUAACAUAUAUACGAGAUGUUCCUUAUAAACCUGAAGAGUAUUAUGUUCAGACACGAAAAUGUGAGCCAGAUGCUGGGGCAAAUGUAGUGAAGAUAUGCGAGAGACUGCGAGAUGAAGAGGGUCAUAUUAUUGAGAACACUCAGCCAAUUUGUUGUCCAUGUGGGCCUCAAAGGCGGAUGCCUUCAUCAUGUGGAAACUUCUUUGACAAAUUAACAAAAGGAAAGGCCAAUACUGCACAUUGCGUGCGUUUCCCUGGUGAUUGGUUUCAUGUUUUUGGCAUUGGGCGGAGAACUUUGGGGUUUAGUGUUCGAAUACAGGUGAAGAGUGGAACUAAAAUUUCGGAAGUGGUUGUGGCGCCUGAAAACAGAACAGUGAUCUCUGAUGAUAAAUUUUUGAGGGUUAAUCUUAUUGGAGAUUUUGUUGGGUACACAAAUAUACCAUCUUUUGAGGAUUUCUAUCUAGUUGUACCAAGGCAGGGCAGCCCUGGUCAACCGCAGGAUUUGGGUAGAAACAUUUCUAUGUGGAUGCUGCUCGAGAGAGUGAGAUUUACCUUAGAUUCUGUUGAAUGCAACAAAAUUGGUGUGAGCUAUGAAGCUUUCAAUCGACAACCAAACUUUUGCUCUUCGCCCUUUUGGACCUGCUUGCAUAAUCAAUUGUGGAAUUUUCGGGAGGCUGACCUGAAUCGAAUAAGUAGGAAUCAAGUGCCACUCUAUGGUUUGGAAGGAAGGUUUGAAAGGAUAAACCAACAUCCAAGUGCUGGGAGUUAUUCAUUCUCCAUAGGAAUUACAGAGGUUCUUAAUACAAACCUUGUGCUAGAAUUAAGUGCGAAUGAUGUAGAGUAUGUUUAUCAAAGGAGCCCAGGAAAGAUUAUAAGUGUUAGCGUCCCUACAUUUGAAGCCCUAACCCAAUUUGGAGUUGCUAUAAUCACAACUAAGAACACGGGUGAGGUGGAAGCGUCAUAUAGUUUGACGUUUAAUUGCUCCAAGGAUAUCACCCUGAUGGAGGAGCAAUUUUUAAUAAUGAAGCCAAAUGAGAUUACAACCAGAUCGUUCAAACUCUACCCCAGCAAUGAUCAAGCUUCAAAAUAUUUUUGUGCGGCCAUAUUAAAGGACUCUGAUUAUAAUGAAGUUGAUAGAGCCGAAUGUCAAUUUGCUACGACGGCAACUGUUCUUGACAAUGGCACACAGCAGGCAAUUAAUGGACAAUGCAAUACCGUUUCCCGUAGAUAUAUUAACUUAAUCAGAAAGGGGAUGCCUUUUCAACCACCGGAGACAAGUUUAAAUGGUUUCUUUGAUUCUAUUGAAAACUUAUGGAAUAAACUUUGGACCAGCUUAACAGAAUUUAUGACUGGAAGAACUUGUAGACAAAAAUGCUCUGGGUUUUUUGACUUCAAGUGCCACAUACAAUAUGUAUGCUUGAGUUGGGUAAUGAUGUUUGGUCUGUUUUUGGCAAUUUUUCCGACAGUGCUUGUACUAUUAUGGCUUUUACACCAAAAGGGUCUAUUUGAUCCUCUUUAUGACUGGUGGGACGAUCUCUUAGACGCUGAUGAACAAAUCGUCAUGGAUAAACGCAAAACCACAACUGACAAGGGACAUCACCAUAUUCAUGACAGCAACCAUCACAAGCAAGAGUUUAGGCGCCCUAACUAUAAUGCUCGAUAUAGGCGAAGGACCGCUUAUGAGCAUAAACUCAAGCAUUCGGGAAGGAGCUCUGAUUAUUUUGAUGAUUUACAUGUUCAUAAAGAAAUGCACAAGCAUUCUGAAAGGAAUUCCGAUUAUUUUGAUCAUUCACACCAUGUUCAUAAAGAAAUGCACAAGCAUGGUCAUAAGAAAAAGAACAUGGAUAAUCGGCAGCAUACUGCUGACCAUCCUGCACACCACAAACACAGAAAGAAAUGGGAUAGUUCAGAGGGACAAGAGAAGAAGAUAAAGCAUGAUAAAGUGAGGCAAGAAAAUUAUGGCAAACGCAGACAAGUUCAGCUAGAUGAGCCAGAGGAUGAGUAGAUUGAAGCCCGAACUUACAACUUAAUGCGGACAUCUUUUUUUUUUUUACUUUCAGACACCAAAGUUUAACAGCAACUUGCUAGUUGAUAUACCUACUUCAUUGAAUCAUGGUUACGCUUUAUCCUUUUACCUUCUCCUAU
Molecule: messenger RNA, 2651 nt
Organism: Vigna angularis (adzuki bean)
Lineage: Eukaryota; Viridiplantae; Streptophyta; Magnoliopsida; Fabales; Fabaceae
Product: protein HAPLESS 2
Exons: 19
Coding region: 190-2511 (773 amino acids)
Source: RefSeq, a predicted model, not a curated record